Fukomys damarensis (Damara mole-rat) is the source of this 2301-nucleotide messenger RNA. Its product is annotated as protein kinase C iota type-like. Gene Ontology annotation, molecular function: protein serine/threonine kinase activity; ATP binding. The record is from RefSeq and is a predicted model, not a curated record. NCBI's taxonomy places the organism in Eukaryota, Metazoa, Chordata, Mammalia, Rodentia, Bathyergidae. Gene Ontology annotation, biological process: protein phosphorylation.
AUGCUGAGCUGCUUCUCCACUUUGCGAGGCCGCAGCCUCAGGACCCCAGGCAGAGAAAGUGUCUGUGAAAGACUGAAAAGACGGCUGACACCAUCCAGAUGCCGCAGGCCACACUGCAGCAGCGACACAACUGUAAGUGUCACAGACACCCCAGGGAAGGUCUCCCCGGGAGUGACCACCAGUGAGCUACCAAAGUCAAGGUGCCCCGCUGAAGUCUUCCUACGCCCAAAUACCACUGGCAUAGAAGCUGUGAAGAGCUCAGGGCAAGAAUCACCACGCCCAGAAACACCCAGUCGCUCUGGGCAGGUCUCCCCAGAGCUAGGCACAGAAAACUUAGAGAGUCAAGGUCCAGGGGAGGAGACUGAAGUCAUAGACACCAGCCCCGGAGAGACGCACAGAAUCCUGGUGUACAUCGACCCAGGCCUGGCCUCCGCUACUGGAAACAACAUCACAGAGAGAGAGCUUUGCAGAAUUCCGGCCCCUCUGGUCCGUGCUGGGAGCAGGCCACACUCAUUCACCAAGCCUUUCCUGCACAUUUUUCUGGGCAGCCAACCCGUCUAUGGCCCCUUUUUCCCGGGCACCUCCACCACCCACACCUCUACCCCAUCGGUCCUGAGCUUGGGAAGAGACAUUACGACAGCAUCUUUUGAGAAUUCCAGCUCCUUUGAGGGCUUUUGUGAUAAAGGUCAAGAUGUGUGGUGUUUGGACAAUAAACCUUUCACCACACAUUGGGUAGCGGAAGAAGGAGUCCCAUACACUGUGUCACCUCCGUUAGAGUUAGAAGAGGCCUUGAUGCUCUCUGAGUUAAAGAAAGAUUGUGAGCUCCUAGGUAAUGCAUCACCUUGUAUAGCAGAAUAUCCUAAAGUGCUUUGUCCAGCAGAGGAUACGUCCAUCCGCCACGGAGACGCAGGCCACUGGAGAAAGCUGCAUUAUGCAAAUGGCCACGCUUUUCAAGCCAAAGGCUUCCCCAGGCGAGCUAAGUGCGCUGUCUGCACAGACCGUGUAGGGGGCCUUGGCCGCCAGGUAUAUAAGUGCACCCGCUGUAAACUCUCGGUGCACAAGAAGUGCCACCGACUGGUCACAGUUCAAUGUGGGCAGCGUUCUCUAGCAUCAGAGCCCAUGGUGCUAGGGGCUCCAUCAACCAUGGCUUCCCACCCUGCACAGACAGCGAUCCCACAGAAUCUUUCAAGUCAUGAGGGUUUAGAACAACUUGAUGAAGAGAAUGAGGCAGGGAACACUGGAGAAAGUGGAAAAAUUUCACCUGGUUUAAGUCUUCAGGACUUUGACUUGCUCACCGUGAUUGGCAGAGGAACUUAUGGGAAAGUACUGUUGGUUCAGCUGAAAAAAUAAGAUCCUACUUAUGCGAUGAAAGCAGUGAAAAAAGAGCUCAUCCACACUGAUCGGGUAUGGACAGAGAAGCACAUUUUACAGCAGGCAUCUCAUUGUCCAUUUCUAGUUGGACUGCAUUCCUGCUUCCAGACAGAAAGCAGACUGUUCUUUCUUCUAGACUAUGUAAAUGGUGGAGAUCUGAUGUUUCAUAGGCAGCAACAAAGAAUACUUCCUGAAGAACAUGCCAGGUUUUACUCUGCAGAAAUCAGUUUAGCAUUCAACUAUCUCCAUCAGCGAGGGAUACUGUACAGAAAUUUGAAACUGGACAAUUUAUUACUCGACUCUUAAGGGCACAUUGAACUCGUUGAUUACUGCAUGUGUAAGCAAGGCUUAGAGCCAGGAGACACGACCAGCAUUUGCUGUGGUGCUCCUAAUUACCUGGCUCCAGAAAUUAUAAGAGGGGAAGAGUGUGGCUUCAGUUUGGACUGGUGGACUCUUGGAGUGCUGUUGUAUGAGAUGAUGGUUGGGGAGUCUCCAUUCCGUUUUGUGAAGAGCUCUGACAACCCUGACCAAAAUGCAAACAAGAAUCUCCUGGAAGUUAUUUUGGAAAGAACCAUUCACUUACCUCCUUAUUUGUCCAUAAAAGCUGCAACUGUUCUGAAGAGUUUUCUGAACAGGGACCCAGUGGAACGAGUGGGUUGCUGUCCUCAAAGGGGAUUUGCUGAUGUCCAGGGACAUCCAUUUUUUCAAAACCUUAACUGGGAGAUGAUGGAGCGAAAGCAGGUGGUGCCUCCCUUUAAACCAAAUAUGUCUGGGGGAAUUGGUUUGGACAAUUUUGAUCCUCAAUUUGCUGAUGAACCUGUCCAGCUCACCCCAGAUGAUAAUGACAUCGUGAGGAAGACUGAUGGAUGUGAAUUUGCAGGUUUUGAGUAUAUUAAUCGUCCUACGAUGUAUGAAGAAGAAUGGGUCUGA